AUGAUCCCCACCUCCGUGCAGAGCAAGGACACCCCAGGUUACUGCGCUCAGAGGACUGCGCUCAGAGGUUAUGAAUUUGCUGGCAAAAGGAGCCGUGGAAAAGGCUCCAGUUACUUCCUCGUCCCCAAAAGAGGGGAGUUAGUUAUCCCUGUUCUAGUUGAGGAUCCCAUAGACAUCCCCCCUGUUUCCACUCGAGCCCCUUUCAUCCCCCUUCCCCUGACCCUUCACCCCGUCCUCACCAUUAUUGAGACCACCAAAGAGUCCCUGUCAAUUGUCACCGAGGCGGGGGUACCUUGCUUGUCGGACCAAGGCAGCGAUGAUUGUGAUGAUGAUGAUGGUGACGAUGAUGGUGAUGGCUUGGUGAUAUCGGGGUUUGGCUCUGGGGAGACCUUCGACUCUAGCCUCCCCCCUACUGAUGAUGAAGAUUUUUACACCACCUUCUCCCUGGUAACAGAUAAGAUCUUGACAACGUCGACCUACGAAGGUGGCUACAAAGCUCUCGCGCCAAAGUGGGAAGUAAAGGACUUUAAACCUAGCAAGGCCUCUGAGCCAGGCAGGACUACGGCCAUCCCGCCUCUGCCUGACUUCAGGAGCUCAGCUGCAUCACCCGUCACGCUCGAGACAGCUCCUAAAAUCCCAGCUGGGAAAAUGAACAACCGUGAAAUCAAACCCCAACCGGACAUAGUGCUACUACCACUCCCCACGUCUUUCGACAUGGAUGGCACCAAACCGAAGGGGCCGUACAUCACCCAGCCCAUGUUGCGCACCAUCCCCAGUGCUCUGCCCACCGUGCCAGGUAUCAGGAGAGUGCCUCCUGGUGCCUCAGAGGUAAUACGUGAGUCCAGCAGCACUACGGGUAUGGUGGUGGGUAUCAUCUCUGCUGCCGCCCUGUGCAUCCUCAUCCUCCUCUAUGCCAUGUACAAAUACAGGAACAGGGACGAGGGCUCCUAUCAGGUAGAUGAAACACGGAACUACAUUAGCAAUUCUGCACAGAAUAAUGGCACAGUAGUCAAAGACAAACAGCCCAACACUAAGGGUGCCAGCAUCAAGAGACCCAAAGACAAGGACAAGGAAUACUAUGUAUAAAACAAAAAUCAGAAUGGCAAAACACAGAGACAGAACAACAUCUGAGAAAUCUUGAACAGAAAACAGUGAUUUUACACAGAAAAUCCUUUAAAAGCUCAAACACACUGAGUCAAAAUGAACCCAUUUCCGAGUUAUGUGAUUUGAAGCACACUUAAGCAUACGGUAAGCAUAGGGAGAAGGCAAAUAGGACUCUGGGGACCUUGAUACCUUACUUUCUGUCUGGUUGUGGGACAAUGCCAGUGUAAAAUAUCUCAUUGCAACAUUGUUAUCCCUCAAGUGACUUUCUGAGGUACAAAAUCCUUGGUGUAAAAAAAAAAGACAAAGCAACCCUUGUCCAUUGUAACCCUGUACAAAUCAAUGAUGAUCAUGGGUAAUGGUCAUGAUUUUGGACAUGCAUGUGAUGUGUGUGAUGUAGUACUGAUAUCUUUGCAAAGAGGAGAAAUAGAAGAUGUUGUUUUGGAGAUGCAAAGUGGGAAAAUUUGCCAUAAAACAGUACCUUUCUAACCCAUGCUGGAGAAGAAGUGUUCCAUUAAACAAAUGGUUUUAUUGUCUUUUUUAUUGUGUUUUUUUGGAAUAUGUGUUUCAGGGCUUUACUGUGGAAAAAUGACUUCUUUUAAUUGUAUUAACAUUUUACUCUUUUUUGUUUGUUUUUGCUUU
Messenger RNA from Sinocyclocheilus grahami, 1743 nucleotides. RefSeq names its product neurexin-3b-beta-like. Bases 1 to 1086 code for a protein of 361 amino acids. Lineage: Eukaryota; Metazoa; Chordata; Actinopteri; Cypriniformes; Cyprinidae. The record is from RefSeq and is a predicted model, not a curated record. The transcript is spliced from 4 exons.